AUGUUCCCAUCAUUUUCCCAAAUUUUUAUGUUUAUUUUUGUCAUCACAUUGAUACAACUGGGUGAUACUCAACCAUUAUUGCAGUUGCCGGGCCCUAUAGUUCCAAGUCAAUCAAAACCAACAACAUUUUCAUUGCCAAUUUCAACCGUUCCCAUCCGGCUAAAACCCGAGACAUCCUCAUUGUCUAUUCCAACCUUUUCUGGACUACUAAAACCCAACCCCGAGUCUCUGCAUGUUCCAAUUUCCCAGGAGCUUCCCUCCCUACCAAUUCCAACCUACUCGGUACUGAAAAUGAAAAAGAAAAAGCGUCGCUUUCCACCGUUUCACUUCCCACCAUUUUCACCCUUGGGUAGAAAACGAAAACCCAAAAAACCAUUCUCACCACCAAGUUCAAUCUAUCCGGAUCCUUAUACUCCCCCACGGUUUCAUUUCCCACCACUCUCACCCUUUCGUCGAAAACGAAAACCCAAAAAGCCACUCUCACCACCAAGAUCAAUCUAUCCGGAUCCUUAUACUCCCCCACGGUUUCGAUUCCCACCACUCCCAUCCAUUGGUGGAAUACGAAAACCCAGCAACUCAUUCUCGCCACCAAGUCAAAUCUAUCCGGAACCUCAUACUCCCCCACGGUUUCGCUUGCCACCACUUCCACCACUCUCACCCUUUAUUGGAAGACGGCGACCCAACGACCCAUUCUCACCACCAAGUUCAUUCCAUCCGGAUCCUUAUUCUCCACAAUUUCCAGAUCCAACAAUCCGAGGACAGCCCCAUCAACCCUACCUACCACCCCCAACUUUUCCGGGAAUGACAUAUCCCGAUCCCUCAUUUCCAGUCCCAAUCGGCCGAGACUUGCCACAACCCAUGACACCAUCUAUGCCAAAUCCAACCUAUCCAGGAUUACAAAACCCUUACGCUCCUCCCUUUUCAAAUCCAGUCCCAGUCCGCCGAGACUUACCACUACCCGUGACACCAUCUCUGCCAAAUCCAAACUUACCCGGACUACCAAACCCUUAUCCUCCCUUAUUGCCCGUCCUAAUCGGCCCCGGAUUAACAACGUCCGGAUCCCGCUCUCUACCAGCUCCAAUCAUCCCAGAACUACCAAAUCCCGAGUAUCCCUCCCUACCAGUCCCAACAUUUUCGGAACCAUCAAAACUCGGUCUUCCCUCGUUGAAAAUUUCAAUUAGCCCGGGACUACCAAAAUCCAAGUCACCCUCACUACCCUACCCAGCCUACUCGGGAGAGCCAAAACCCGCCACACCCUCACUUCCAUACCCAACUUUACUGGAAGAGCGAAAACCCAAGUCAUUCUUACUAUCAAACCCAACCUUUCCGGGAGAUCCGAAACCCGAGCAACCCUCACUAACAGACCCAACCUUCCCGGGUGAGCCAAGACCCGAGCCCGCCAAAAGAGAAUAA
Impatiens glandulifera is the source of this 1413-nucleotide messenger RNA. RefSeq names its product proline-rich extensin-like protein EPR1. The coding region runs from base 1 to 1413 and encodes 470 amino acids. The record is from RefSeq and is a predicted model, not a curated record. The transcript has a single exon. NCBI's taxonomy places the organism in Eukaryota, Viridiplantae, Streptophyta, Magnoliopsida, Ericales, Balsaminaceae.